Molecule: messenger RNA, 880 nt
Organism: Arvicanthis niloticus (Nile rat)
Lineage: Eukaryota; Metazoa; Chordata; Mammalia; Rodentia; Muridae
Source: RefSeq, a predicted model, not a curated record
ACAAGGAUGGGGUGGGUGCCACUGGGUGUGGACAGAGAGCUAGUGAAACAAGACCAUGACAAGUCACCGGUCAGUCAGCUCAGCCCUGCCUGUGUUUCUCUUUUCUUAGCUCAGUGAGUACCCGAAGCUUCACAAGACUGCAUAUAUAAGGGGCCGACUGGAGCUGCAGCUGAAGGAGCUGACCAGCCAACCGACUCUACAUUCAUCUAGCCACCAUGGACAUUGCCAUCCACCAUCCCUGGAUCCGGCGUCCCUUCUUUUCUUUCCACUCCCCAAGCCGCCUCUUCGACCAGUUCUUCGGAGAACACCUGUUAGAGUCUGACCUCUUCUCAACUGCCACUUCCCUGAGCCCCUUCUACCUUCGACCACCCUCCUUUCUGCGAGCACCCAGCUGGAUUGACACUGGACUCUCAGAGAUGCGUUUGGAGAAGGACAGAUUCUCUGUGAACCUGGACGUGAAGCACUUCUCUCCAGAGGAACUCAAAGUCAAGGUUCUAGGAGACGUGAUUGAGGUGCAUGGCAAGCACGAAGAACGCCAGGACGAACAUGGCUUCAUCUCCAGGGAGUUCCACAGGAAGUACCGUAUCCCAGCCGAUGUGGAUCCUCUCACCAUUACUUCAUCCCUGUCAUCCGAUGGAGUCCUCACUGUGAAUGGACCAAGGAAACAGGCGUCUGGCCCUGAGCGCACCAUUCCCAUCACCCGUGAAGAGAAGCCUGCUGUCACCGCCGCCCCUAAGAAGUAGAUUCUCUUCCCUCGUUGUGUUUUUUAAAACAAGGAAGUUUCCCAUCAGUGAAUGAGGAUCUGUGACUAGUGCUGAAGCUUAUUAAUGCUAAGGGCUGGCCCAGAUCAUUAAGCUAAUAAAAAUGUCAUUCAGCAACA